Messenger RNA from Alternaria burnsii, 990 nucleotides. RefSeq lists its product as uncharacterized. The transcript has 3 exons. The record is from RefSeq and is a predicted model, not a curated record. Gene Ontology annotation, cellular component: cytoplasm; ubiquitin ligase complex. Gene Ontology annotation, molecular function: zinc ion binding; ubiquitin conjugating enzyme binding; ubiquitin protein ligase activity. NCBI's taxonomy places the organism in Eukaryota, Fungi, Ascomycota, Dothideomycetes, Pleosporales, Pleosporaceae. Bases 1 to 990 code for a protein of 329 amino acids. Gene Ontology annotation, biological process: positive regulation of proteasomal ubiquitin-dependent protein catabolic process; ubiquitin-dependent protein catabolic process; protein polyubiquitination.
AUGCAAACGAAACCUUCAAAGAACGGGCUCUUAUCUGGUGGUCAUGAUCGGAGUGCGCAGCCAGGGACCCUGUCCGCAACUUGCUGUUCUUGCCUGGACAUGCAUGCGGCGCGCAAUAUGCUUCAGCUCCCUUGCAGGGACGAUGGCGAUGUUGAAGCACAUGCAUACUGCCGCGAAUGUCUCACUCGCCUUUUCGAGUGCUCUAUAACAGAUACUUCGCACUUCCCACCCCGAUGCUGUUCUAAGAUCAUACCGAUCUUCAAUUGCAUUCCAUUCUUACCAUCAGCAGUCUUCUCUAGAUUCGUGGCUAAGAGAGAAGAGUUAGAGAUGGCGGAUCGCACAUAUUGCAGCAACAGGACAUGCUCGAACUGGAUCCGACCUGCCAGCAUUGUAGCAGACAUAGCUACGUGCGCAGAGUGUGCUCAGAAAACGUGUGUUACGUGCAAAAACGAGCGACAUGAUGGUCUCUGUUCAGAGGAUAAGGAUGUCAAAAAGCUCAUGCGCAUUGCCAAAGCCAAGCGUUGGAAGACAUGCCCAAAGUGCAAAGAGAUGGUUGAGCUUGAGCGAGGCUGCUUCCACAUCAAGUGCCGCUGCCAAUACGAGUUCUGCUAUACAUGUCUAGCCAAGUGGCGAACAUGCAAAUGUCCACUCUGGGAUGAGCGUAGAAUCGUUGAUCGUCAUAUUCCCGCAAACAACGCCCCUCAAAAUGUUGUCAACCUUGCCAAUGCUGUUCCACCCAUCCCUGUGGCCCGCCCGAAUCCUCUUCCUGCUCAGCCAACCGUACGCGCUGCUCAGCCUCAGCCUCAAGUUCCGGCUCAACCUGCAGUUCACGUCCAUAAGUUCGAGCGGUAUUAUCUUAGUGAAGGGCACGAUACAAUAUGUGAUCGCUGUGGCUUCAUGGACAAAUGGGCCGACAGCUGCCAGGGUUGUGACCUGACAAUCUGUCGACUCUGCACAAAACAUCGCCUCGGAAGGGGGACUGAGUCAUGA